AUGCUCAGUAUCUUUCUCAAAAAAGCGACGGCUGUCGCAUUACUCUUCCUUGGUCAUGUCUCCUCCCAGCAGAUGGAACUUAGCGACUGUUCUCUCCUUGGACCGAUAUAUCCUAUGCCCGCAAACAUCACUGCAUCCCCUGUCAUUCAAGAAACUCAAGCUGCCUUCAACGAUAUCCUUGAUGAAUCAUUCGUCAAUGGCACCACAUCAUGGGGCCGUUUCAACGUGGUGAAUAUUUCCGCCUCGAUUGGAGUUUUCUCAGCACAAACAGGAGACUUUUUGAGCGAGUACCACCAUGCUGGAUCUGGGCAUCUGGUUCAAGAAGGUUUGAUCGGUGGACAGCUAAAUGCGGAAACCUUGUAUCGCAUAGGGAGCGUUGGGAAAGUCCUGACGGUUUACACUUUCAUGGCUAAGUUGGGAAGUAAAUACUGGUCCGAACCAGUGGUCAACUUCGUGCCAGAAUUGAUGGACGCGCGAGACGACGGGCCAGUUCGCAGCAUAAACUGGUCUCAGAUUACUCUGGGAUCAUUAGCCCGGCAGAUGAGUGGCUUGCCCCGAGAUUACGCAGUCACUGAUCUCGCCCGUAUUCCUGGCGUCACAGAGGUCGGCCUACCUAAACUCAAUGCAUCGGAAAUCCCAAACUGUGGAGGACCAGGAGAGAAGCCAUGUACACCCGCAGUAGAGUUUUUGCGAUUCAUCGAGGCACAAACCCCUGUUGCGGCAUCUUGGGACACGCCAAUUUACUCCAACGAAGCGUUCCAGCUCUUGGGCAUGGCGUUCGAAAACAUCACUGGCGAAGCGAUCUCAGAUUCUUUCAAAUCAGAUAUAGCGAAGCCGCUCGAUCUGAAACGAAGCUUCUGGACCCCGCCUAUCAAUGACGCAAAUGCCAUGGUUGUCAAUCCGCCAGGUGCUCACAGAUUCGAUGAAGAUAUCGGAGAUUUCUCGGCUGCCGGAGGUCAAGUCAUGUCGCUUGGCGACCUAUCGUCCCUGGGCCGUUCAGUGCUCCGCUCAUCGCUGCUCCCUCCAGCCCUCACACGAGAGUGGCUCAAGUCGACUUCCUUGACGAGCGACCCAGGUUACGUGGUUGGGAUGCCGUGGGAAACACUUCGCAUGGAUGUUCCCAUCUCGCUCGGCUCAAACAAAACUCGGGUUGUAGACAUCUACUCCAAAAACGGUGGACUUGGUGGCUACAGUUCUUGGAUUUUUCUGUCCCCGGAUCACGAUAUUGGAUUUACCAUUCUUGUCGCAUCGCCGGACGUACAAGCCAGUGGAACAGCAGCUCUUGCAGCGCUUUCCAAUCUCGCCCUAGCAACAUGGAUUCCUGCAGCCGAAGCAGCUGCUCGAGCAGCUGCCAUCGCCAACCUCGCAGGGUAUUACGCUGUCGCCAACGGAGGGAACUCUUCAAUCUCACUAGAAGUAGUCCCUGGUUACAAGGGAUUGCAGAUUGCCGAGCUCACGUAUAAAGGCACCAACGUCUUAGAAUUGCUGGCCGAAGAUGGUGCAACACUACAAUACAUGAACCUUAAUGAUGAUGACGGGCAACUUACAUUUCGCGCAAUCCCUCAAUACCUGCGGUCUCCACCAGUCUCUCCAUCGAAAUACGGGCUGCUCAAUGAAUGCAGUACUAAUUGGGCUGCUGUUGAUACUUUCAAGUACGGCGGAUUUGGCCUGGAUGAGUUCAUCAUUGAUAUCGAUGGGACUGGGAAGGCGACGGCUGUACUUGCACCUGCCUUGCGAACAACAUUUUUGAGAAGAGAUGCAUAG
Exophiala aquamarina CBS 119918 is the source of this 1764-nucleotide messenger RNA. RefSeq lists its product as uncharacterized. The transcript is spliced from 4 exons. The record is from RefSeq and is a predicted model, not a curated record. Bases 1 to 1764 code for a protein of 587 amino acids. NCBI's taxonomy places the organism in Eukaryota, Fungi, Ascomycota, Eurotiomycetes, Chaetothyriales, Herpotrichiellaceae.